Macrosiphum euphorbiae (potato aphid) is the source of this 486-nucleotide messenger RNA. Lineage: Eukaryota; Metazoa; Arthropoda; Insecta; Hemiptera; Aphididae. The record is from the annotation of a GenBank genome assembly.
AUGACUAAGGCAGAAAUUAAUUUACCUGGACAGCCGUUCAAUGCGUCUGCCAAAGCAGUUUCACCUUCAUCAAUACUUGUCUCUUGGUCAAGACCAGAACAUGGCAGUAAAAGUUUGAAAGAGUACAAAUUAUUUUAUAAGAAGGAUUCCACUCCUGAAGAACAAUUUUUUAUAACUAAACAUACAGAACAUGAAAUAACUGAUUUAAGUCCAUAUACCAAGUAUUCAAUUUGGGUAGUGGCAUACAAUCAAAAUGGUCCAGGGAUGAAUUCUUUAGAAGUUGUUGUAGUAACAAACAUAACAACUGCUGAUAAAUUAAAAACGCCAAUUAAUUUAAAAACAAAUGUUAUUUCUCCAAAUGCUAUAGACAUUACUACCAUUUUAUACGUAAUGAUUGCUUGUUGUUUGUUACUUAUAUUCUGCAUUGGUAUAGAAAUGUCAUUAUUGUGUUGUAAAACCCUAAAUGUUAUAACCCUAAAUAAAUAA